Nematostella vectensis (starlet sea anemone) is the source of this 1856-nucleotide messenger RNA. Its product is annotated as neuronal acetylcholine receptor subunit alpha-7. Gene Ontology annotation, biological process: signal transduction; regulation of membrane potential; chemical synaptic transmission. The record is from RefSeq and is a predicted model, not a curated record. Gene Ontology annotation, molecular function: neurotransmitter receptor activity; extracellular ligand-gated monoatomic ion channel activity; transmembrane signaling receptor activity. The coding region runs from base 280 to 1647 and encodes 455 amino acids. Lineage: Eukaryota; Metazoa; Cnidaria; Anthozoa; Actiniaria; Edwardsiidae. Gene Ontology annotation, cellular component: synapse; neuron projection; membrane. The transcript has 10 exons.
UUGGACACGCUUCAGUGGUUUUUAUCCAUGCUUACAUGCGGGCUUGUCGCGUAGUCGCAAAGACGGUUGAUGACAACCUUUCGUCGAACGACUGUAUACUGCGACUUCAGUCACGUUUCGAUUCUAGAUUUUGUCUUUACUUCCCCUUCCCCCUAUCAAAUAUCUUUGUAUCAUUUGUGAGACUUAAAGUUUUCUGCACAUUUCUUUUCUGCAUAUGGGAUCCAAUGUUGCCACCCUCAAUCGCUUCAUUAAAAUUCAAGUGGUUUUUUUAAGCUCGAUAUGGCAUCUGGAAGGCAAGCUACUCUGCUCUUCAUUUUAUCAGGCGCAGUAUUGUGCUCGUGCCAGUCCCUCGACAUGGAAAAGAAGCUGGUGACAGACCUGCUGGCUGGUUACCAUGACUCCCAGAGACCAGCGCUGGAUAAUAAUGGGCCAACGGUUAUCAACUUUACUAUCAGAUUACAACAGAUUUACGAACUGAACGGUCAGUUGCAAAAAAUGGUGUCAAGUGUAUGGAUCGAACAGGCCUGGUGGGACCACAAACUGCAAUGGGAUCAAUCCAAAUAUGGUGGCAUAAAAGAGGUAGUGCUGCCAGAGAGGGGCGUCAUUUGGGUCCCGGAUGUUGUCCUUCUGAACAAUGCUGAAAAGAGCUCAAUGGGAAAACCUGUAAACGAGGGCAACCCCGUCCUCGUUGAAAGUAAUGGUGUGGUCCGCUGGCUCGCUCCUGUUGUACUGAAAAGCAGGUGUAAGAUGGACGUUCGCAGCUAUCCAUUUGAUGAGCAGUACUGCGGGCUCAAGUUUGCGUCUUGGACGGGCAGUCAGUCGGAAUUACGCUUAGACGCCAUGGAUAAUGAUGUCCGGCAAAAUUACUCUGAAAGUUCGGAGUGGGACCUCCUCCAGACCUAUACACUGCGGUCCUCGGCCAAAGCCACCCACUCCUCCCCUGAGAAAAAAUCCGCCAUCCGUUACGUCAUCCGCAUCAAGCGUCACGUGUUCUACUACAUUGUGUACCUGCUGGCGCCAUGUCUGCUGACGUCACUGCUGGCGAUUCUACUCUUCACCCUACCCCCUGAGAGUGGUGAGCGCAUGGUGGUGGGCGUCACCCUUCUACUGUCACUCACCGUCUUUUUUCUAUUGGCUGCAAAACACAUUCCGCAGACUUCGGAGGCAGUCCCUUUGAUAGGAAAGUAUUAUUCAUUGGUGAUUGCUGAAGUCUCGAGCGGCCUUUUUUUAACGUGCUGGGUGCUAAGAUUCCAUCACUACAACACCUCACUUGGACCGCUGCCCCUCUGGAUAAGGAUUUACGUUCUCGGUCAUAUUGCCAGCAUUAUAUUGUAUUCUGUUCCUGACAAAUACAAGAUCGGCGGACGUGCCGACAGACCGAAAGACUCAGAAAAUGCUAUUGACAGUGGGCAGGAGGGGUCUGACCUUCCCAGGGGCCAUAGCGGGCUUGGCCUUAUGGCCCAGCGAGUACUGAGGAAACAAGAAAACGAUGCUGUGCAAGAGGAAUGGAAACUAGCGGCCCUCGUCGUUAACAGGUUGUUUUUGAUCGUCUAUGUCCUCACGGCCAUAUUUACACUGCUUGGGAUUUGUCUGAACAUUCCUGGACUUCUUGGCCCUCGACAAGCACCUCCCGUGGCGGAUCCCUAAAGGGCCAACAUCACCAAUUGCGCAUGCGUCAGCUUGAGCAUGGAUUCUUUUUAUUUCCUUAUCGCAUUUACCAUAUUAAAAGGUUAUCAUAUAUUUCUUUUAAAGAAUGUCGAUCACCCUCUCCUUUGUUAUUUUUUAUCAUUGAAAAAAAAAAUGAUGUAAAAAUACUACGGUAUUCGCAAGGAACCUUUUAAAUUACAGUCUACUAA